AUGUUCAGGAAUCCUCGUGAAAAUACCAGCUUAAACUCUACCCGUUCUCUCCUCCCAUCCACCGGGCGACCGCCUACUCCACCUUCCACCAACGAGCCAAAAGUCACUUCUUCUCCCUUUUUCGCUGCUCCAAAACCCACUUCCGAAAAGAAAACACCCAUGUCUAAAACACCAGUACUCGGUCGUCAAGUUGGUUCCAAAAUACCUAGUUCAAAGAAGCCAGGAUUCCGGCAGAACCAGAGCAUUCUAAGCUUUUUCGCCAAAUCCGACAAACCCGAAGUAAACGACAUUGACACCAAGUCCCAGGCCCCACUGUUCUUCAAGGAUGCCCAAGAGAGUAUUGAAGAGCAGCAAAUCAUCGAGCGCGCCAUUCAGGCAAGCAAGGAGCAGGAGCAGUCAAGGUUCAAUGAAGACGAGACCCCAAUAAAGCGGAGGCGAACAGAGUCUCAGGAUGUAGAUUGGGAGGUUCGAACGCCGUCCCCCGAGCCCCACUUAGAGUUGGAAAGAAGUGCAAAAGAAGAAAGCGGGAGCAUGCCGUUGAACAGUCGAGAACGGACACCAAAAAAGUGGAUUGGUGGCUUUGUGGACGACUCGAGCGAUGACGAGGACGUGGAGAUCAUGAACGCCAACGGAUCUAAUGGCCAGCUCGUCUUGGAGACAGUAGGAGGUCCUCAUUUGGCUGCUUCGGACGACAUUGACGUCGACGUAGGAAUCUCGAUCGCCAAUCCCUUAAAGCCUUCUAUUCAAAAUGACAACAGGAAAAGUCCACCCACUGACAUCGAAGGACCAGAGGAAACCACGGACAUCAUCGUUCCAGCCUUGAACCGUGAAGGUACCAGCAUGUUCGUUGCUGAGGAUUUUGGCGAUGAGGAGGAUUUCGAUGACGACGAAUUCUUUGAAGGUGGUGAAGAGUAUAUGGAACGAAGAUGGAUGGAGGAACAACGAGAAAUGGAUAUGGGACUCGACGAAGAUUCCAAAUCAGAGAGUGGCGCGGAGAGUGUGACGACCCCAAGAAGUAUUAUUGAACAUGACGGUCGCAUUCAGUCCACAACAGGAGGUAACAUCCCUCUCUGCCCCAUCUGCAAUGGCAACAUGAAAGGAUUAUCAGAGGAUCAGGCCUCUUCGCAUGUCAACGCAUGUCUCGAUGGGGCCGCACAGCCUUUCCCUCAAACAACGAGUCUAGGGCGUGAAGGCUCUCUGCCCUUGCCUAAAGAGCCGGAAGGCCCAGUACCAAAACGCUUUCAACGUGCGGCAAUCGCCCGUCCAGCGCAAUCGAACCCCUUCACGUUGAACCAAGGUAGUAAAGGAGGCUCGGCUUUUACGAGGCUGAUGUCUGGGCAUGCAGAGGAUGCAGCUUGGGCAGCUGCAGCUACUAAUGAAGCUCACUCACGAGGAAAGCCUGCAUAUCAGCGAACAUGCCCCUUCUAUAAGAUCAUGCCGGGGUUCUUCAUUUGUGUGGAUGCUUUCAGGUACGGAAAGGUUGAGGGACAGAAUGCGUACUUCCUCAGCCACUUUCACAGUGACCACUACAUCGGCCUUACCUCUUCCUGGUGCCAUGGUCCAAUCUAUGCCAGUAAGGUUACUUGUAACCUCAUGAUCCAACAACUCAAGGUAGACCCAAAAUGGGUUGUACCACUGGAGUUUGAAAAGAAUACUGAAGUCCCUAACACUAAAGGCGUAUUUGUGACCAUGCUUCCAGCCAACCAUUGCCCUGGUUCUUCGCUUUAUCUUUUCGAGAAAGUUACAGGCAAGAACAGAGAUGGAUCGCCGAAGGCUACACGAAUUCUCCACUGUGGGGAUUUUCGUGCUUGUCCUGCGCACAUCAGUCAUCCGUUGCUGAGGCCAGAUGUCGUCGAUAGCAUCACUGGACAAAUGAGACAACAGGUAAUCGACACCUGCUACCUGGACACAACAUAUUUGACGCCAAAGUAUUCAUUUCCAGGCCAAUAUGAUGUUAUCGAUGCUUGUGCUCAAAUGUGCGUCAGCCUCUCUGGGGAAAUGGUUGACUCCACCGACAGUUGGGAGCAGACGAAGACAGAAAAAGCAGGAAGCGCAAUGAAGAAAUUCCUGGAGCAGGGCGAGUCUGAAAGCGUCAAGGAACAGGAACCGGUCGAGAAGAAACAAAAGGCUCGAGGCCGCCUGCUCGUCGUGAUUGGCACAUACUCGAUUGGCAAAGAACGAAUCUGCUUGGGCAUCGCGAAAGCCUUAAAUUCAAAGAUCUAUGCACCCCCAGGAAAGAUGCGCAUAUGUGCUUGCCUUGAGGAUCCUGAACUCAAUGCACGAUUGACCAACAAUCCGUUAGAGGCACAAGUUCAUAUGCAGACUCUGAUGGAGAUCAGGGCGGAAACAUUACAUGACUACAUGAUGACCUACAAGGGCCACUUCGCUCGAGUAGUUGGGUUUCGACCUACCGGUUGGUCGUAUCGACCUCCAACCUCUCGCUUCACCGAGAAUCCAGCUGUGAGUACAGUUCUGAAUUCGGACGGAUGGAAGUCUCGCUUCACAAUGCGUGAUCUUGCACCACAACGAGGAAGCACAAAAGAGUCCAAUUGUUUUGGCGUGCCAUACUCCGAACACAGCUCUUUCCGGGAACUGACGAUGUUUUGCUGCGCAUUGCGAAUCAAUCGCAUCAUACCGACCGUCAACGUUGGGAGCGCAAAGAACAGAGAGAAGAUGAAAGGGUGGAUAGAAAAAUGGGAUGCGGAGAAACGAAAAAAUGGUCUCUUCAAGGUGGAGGAUGGAGGAGACGGCUGGGGUUCAGGAGAUGGAAAACUCAGCUAUGGCGUAUGA
Messenger RNA from Exophiala aquamarina CBS 119918, 2790 nucleotides. RefSeq lists its product as uncharacterized. NCBI's taxonomy places the organism in Eukaryota, Fungi, Ascomycota, Eurotiomycetes, Chaetothyriales, Herpotrichiellaceae. The record is from RefSeq and is a predicted model, not a curated record. Gene Ontology annotation, biological process: interstrand cross-link repair; double-strand break repair via nonhomologous end joining; protection from non-homologous end joining at telomere. The coding region runs from base 1 to 2790 and encodes 929 amino acids. Gene Ontology annotation, molecular function: damaged DNA binding; 5'-3' DNA exonuclease activity. The transcript has a single exon.